Molecule: messenger RNA, 2054 nt
Organism: Carassius gibelio (silver crucian carp)
Lineage: Eukaryota; Metazoa; Chordata; Actinopteri; Cypriniformes; Cyprinidae
Product: armadillo-like helical domain-containing protein 4
Exons: 7
Coding region: 55-1155 (366 amino acids)
Source: RefSeq, a predicted model, not a curated record
CUCGUGGCGCGCGGCUGGACCUGAUGACGCAGACAGAGCUCAGAGCUGCUGCUGAUGUUCACGCGCAGGAAGUGUGCAUUGGUGUUUCAGAUCUGGUUCCAGCUGGACGGAUCCACAAUGUUCACCGCUGCAACUCUGCACAGUCUCCUGAUGGUGGCGCUGUGUCUCGUAAGCUGGGCCGUCCCUCACGGGAGACACCCAGGAGACCUUCACGGAGAAGAGAAAGAGUCCUCCUCAUCUCUGAUGGACAGAUCCCGGGCUUCAGACUCCUCCAGUCUCAUCAGUUCCUCACAAACCUCUGCAGCGGACAGCACUGAAGCUGGAGACGCUCAUGUCCCGGACUCAGACUUCAGCUCCAGACCGCUGGACGCUCCGGACACCUGGACAGAAGCGGAUCGUCUGCAGACAGAGGAAGUGAGCGUCUCGUCUCCGGCCACCAUGUCCUCCGAAGACCUUCCUUUGAUCUUUGAGCCGUUUGAAGACGUCACGGCACCCAGAGCAUCAUCUGGACCGUCUGUUGCCAUGACGCCAGCGGCUGUAACCGUGGAGCGGAUGGUGUCCAUGGAUACGGUUCACACUUCCUCUGACAUCCGUCUCUUAGGAACGAAAGACCCAAUCACAGAACGCCAUCCGGAAGCAGAGCAUCAUGGGACGACACAACCAGGUGAUGAUGUCACGCAGCGCUCUGUUACCCAUCAGCCUCUGACGGCUGAUCCCGAAUUGAAAGGUUUGUCGUGUGUUCAGAUCAGAUCAGCUGAACGUCUCUGUGUUACAGAGGAGCCUGAUGAAGAUGAGGAGGAUGAGGAGGUGGACUCUGAUGAGGAGGAGAGCGAAGAGGACCUGACAGAGAGCACCAUGGCCCCGCCGUACAGCCUGAUCCCUCCUCCUCCCGUCUGGGUGCAGCGGAACCAGGGCCUGGUGCGGAGCUGGGUGGAGCUCAUCAGAGAGAAGGCUGGGUAUGUGUCGGGGAUGUUGGCUCCGGUGGGGAUCGGCAUCGCUGGAGCUCUUCUUCUGGUCGGAGCUCUCUACAGCAUCAGAGCGAUCCAUCGACGGAGGAACAGCUUCAAACACCAGAGGAGGAAGCCUCCCAGAGAAGUGCGCAGCGGACCAGACAACGCCAUGCUGCUGGCCGACAGCUCAGAAGACGAGUUCUGACCAGAAACAGCUGAGAUAGACACUCAGAUCAUCUAGAACAUGAAUCCUCUUUCAGAAUCACAAUCAGAACCAUUUACACUGAUGAGAAACAUCAUUGAGAUGCUAUUAUUAUAUGCUUUAAUAAUAUUUUGAGUCACAUUUUAUGAUGUUUUCAUUUAUAUAUAUGUGUGUGUGUGUGUGUGUCCAUAUAGUUGAUAAAAAAAUUAUUCAGAUUUAACUUAUUUUUGUUAUGUUUUUCAAGUACGUUGAAUAUUAAAUUGUUAAAUAAAUUAUUAAAUUAAAUGAGAAAUAAAAUUUAAAUGAAAAAUGUAAUCUUGCAAACUAACUAAAAAUAUAUAUAUUAUUUUUUAUUUUAUUUCAAGCAACAAAAAUGUUUUUAUUAUUAUUAUUUUUUAAAUAAAGUGUCUUGGGUGAAUGUUCAUUUUCAGUAACUCAAAACAGUUAAUUAUUCCACUUGUAUAACCGCAUUUAUAUAUGUGUUUAUUUCUUGCUAUUUUUCAGGUUUUAGUCCAUAAAAUAUAAAGAAUAACAUUCUUCUGUUAUUAAGAUGCUGUCAUCAGUUCAGAAACAUUAAUAUCACCUGAAACGUCUGUCAGCCAAUCAGAAUCCAGGAUCAAACAGUGAUAUAAUAACAGCACACAAUGCUUUACGACUCUGGUUUGAUUGGAAGCCGCCUCACAUUCACACACAUCAUGACAGAAAUACUGUACUUACAGUAGACUGUAAAUAUGAUCGUUAUGAUGUUGUUUUCAUGACAAUCUGAUCUCCUCACGUGACGUGUUUGUGUUUCAUCUGAUUCACUGCAGGGUGUUUUUAUCAAAGUUGUGAAAUAUCUUCAGUGUCCUACAAAUGUGAACACUUCACUGUAAAUACACUCAAAUAAAAGAUCUAAUCAUGUA